AUGGCCUCCGAGUACAAAUACGACGAGGAGUCCGAGACUUGGCCCUACUUCGUGUUGGCCCUUCUCGUUUUUGCGUUGUUGCCCCUCACGUAUAGAUAUGUCAGUGGGUUGUUCGCCAGAGAUCGGCCGGCCCAGAAACCCGCAAAGGGCGCCCUUUCGCUUGACCACCAAGCAUUGGACUUGCCCCACUCGGCCCAGAUUAGCAAGCUCCAGUUCAGCCUGGCCUCUAGCCGAGUUUUCAACAAAAAACUCGUGUUUGUCGUGGCUGGAUGGGCGCUUGUGGCGUACAUCUGGACCACCUACGCACAAGAGGUGAGUUUGCAGGGAUUCUUCGACCCCUACACCAUCUUGGAAGUGCCAUACACGGCCACGGAGCGAGAGAUCAAGACCCGCUACAGAAUGUUGUCCUUGACGUUCCACCCAGACAAGAUCGCCAAGGACUUGAGCGACGCCGCAAAAAAGGAAAUGGAGGAGGCAUACAUCCGCAUCGGUCUCGCGUACAAGGCAUUGACGGACGAGGCCACCAAGGAGAACUUGCGCUUGUACGGCCACCCCGACGGCCCGCAGGAUAUCUCCCACGGAAUCGCCAUUCCCAAGUUUUUGGUGGAGGGCAAGUACUCUUCGCUUAUGAUCGUGGUGUACUUUCUCUUGAUCGGGGUGGUGUUGCCGCUUGUGGUGGGCACCUGGUGGAACAACGUCAAGUCGGUGACGAAAAAGGGGUUGUACGUCGACACUGCCACGUUCAUCGUGCACCAGUUGACCGACAGAGUCCCUGGGAAGGUGUUCACACCGUUUGACAUUUUGGACUGGAUGCUCCAGGCUGGCGAGAUCACGCUCAUCAGAGGGAACUUAACGGUGGAGCAGACAAGGGCUCUUGUGUUGGAGUAUCUUGCCAGAGACUUUUCCGGUGACAACGAGCUCUUGAAAUUGAAGGUCGUGGCCAAACUUCCGGAAUUGAUCAAAGCCUUCAUCGAGAUCGCCACUGUAUUCCGGGUCCUGGACGUGGUGAUCGCAGCCUAUGAUUUGCAAAAAGCUAUUUACCAGGCUUCGUCGCCAGUUGGUAAGCACAAGGAAUUGUUGCAGUUACCUUAUGUUGACCAAAAGACGGUCGAGGCCCAGCCAAUUAAAAAGAUUGGCAAGUUGCUCACUUUGUCCAAGGAUGAAUCCGGGAAGGUCUUGGGUAUCAAAGAUCCCAAGAAAUUGGAGAUAGCAUUGAGCGUCGCAAAUAAGAUCCCGUUCUUCAAAGUGUUGGACGCGUCUUUCAAAGUGCCGGGCGAGAGUACAGUUGCUCCAAACUCGAGCACUCACUUGGUGUUGAAGUUCUUGGUGAAGUCUGCUGCCUUCAAGUCCUGUCCAAAAGUUGAGGAAUCUAGAUUGUCUGAGGAAGAGACUUUCGAAGACAUGAAAGACCCGUUGAGAUCAAAUAAGGAUGCGCCGUUGUUGCCCCAAUCAUACGCACCAUACUUUCCUCAAAAGCUUGCCAGCUCUUGGGAAUGCUUUAUCGUGAACCAGAAGGACUCGAAGUUCAUCGAAAAUUCUGAGGCCGCGUCCUUGGACAAGGUCGAUUUCAGCAACCUUGAAUUGACCCAAGAACAAUGGAUUCAGGGCAAGGAAGACACUUUGGUCAUCAGCACGUUCAAAAUCAAGAUCACUCUGGCGGCUCCACCAGAAACAGGACUCUAUCAUUUCAGGUUGCUCAUGAAGAGCAACUCUUACUUUGGCAACGACGUUGACAUUCCACUAGAGUUGAAUGUAGUAAACCAACCUGUCGAUAUGGAGGCCGUCAAGAGAGCUGCUAGUCAAGAAAACUCUGAUGAUGACUCAGAUAGUGACAUCUCCGACCCUGAGGAAGACAGUAUUGCCGGGGCAUUAGCUGCGAUGAGAGGCCAGAAGGUAAAGAAAGCUAAUAUACUGGGUGAAGAAAUUGGAGAGUCCGACAAUGAGAGCAUAUUCACGGAUAUCAAUACGGAUACCGAGGAUGAAAAGGAAGAUUAA
Metschnikowia bicuspidata var. bicuspidata NRRL YB-4993 is the source of this 1995-nucleotide messenger RNA. RefSeq names its product protein-transporting protein. Gene Ontology annotation, biological process: SRP-dependent cotranslational protein targeting to membrane; post-translational protein targeting to endoplasmic reticulum membrane. Bases 1 to 1995 code for a protein of 664 amino acids. Lineage: Eukaryota; Fungi; Ascomycota; Pichiomycetes; Serinales; Metschnikowiaceae. Gene Ontology annotation, cellular component: Sec62/Sec63 complex. Gene Ontology annotation, molecular function: transmembrane protein transporter activity; RNA binding. The transcript has a single exon. The record is from RefSeq and is a predicted model, not a curated record.